Messenger RNA from Perognathus longimembris pacificus (Pacific pocket mouse), 1990 nucleotides. It is a transcript of the gene Yars2, whose product is annotated as tyrosyl-tRNA synthetase 2. The record is from RefSeq and is a predicted model, not a curated record. Gene Ontology annotation, biological process: tyrosyl-tRNA aminoacylation. Lineage: Eukaryota; Metazoa; Chordata; Mammalia; Rodentia; Heteromyidae. Gene Ontology annotation, cellular component: cytosol; mitochondrion. Gene Ontology annotation, molecular function: ATP binding; tyrosine-tRNA ligase activity; RNA binding. The transcript is spliced from 5 exons. Bases 65 to 1468 code for a protein of 467 amino acids.
UGGACCCGGGACGGACGGAACCCAGGCUCCGAUAGUCCAGCAUCCCCGCUGCGCCGCUGCCAAGAUGGCGGCGCCCAUGUGGCGGCGCUUGUCCCAGGGCCGGUGGUCCGCCGCCCAGGGCCGGCGUGAGGCACAGUCGGGAGCCCAGGGCUUUCUGGCGGCGCAGAAGUUCCGGGGUCUCUUCAAGGAGUUCUUCCCCGAGCGAGGUACGCGGGUGGAGCUCACCGAGCUCUUCGCGGCAGGCGGCCCUCCGCAGACCGUGUAUUGCGGCUUCGACCCGACGGCGGACUCGCUGCACGCGGGGCACCUGCUACCGCUGCUGGGCCUCUUCCACUUCCAGCGUGCCGGCCACAACGCCAUCGCCCUGGUGGGCGGCGCCACGGCGCGUCUGGGGGACCCGAGCGGUCGCCAGCGCGAGCGCGAGGCCCUCGGCGCCGAGCGUGUGCGCGCCAAUGCGCAGGCGCUGAGCCGCAGCCUGCGCGCCCUGGCCGAGCGCCACGAGCGGCUCUUCGCCGACGGCCGCGCCUGGGGCCGCUUCACCGUGCUGGACAACGCGGCCUGGCACGAGCCGCGGCGCCUCGUGGACUUCCUGGCCGCGGAGGGCGGCCAUUUCCGCAUGGGCACGCUGCUGAGCCGGCAGAGCGUGCAGAGCCGCCUCCGGAGCCCCGAGGGCAUGAGCCUGGCCGAGUUCUGCUACCAGGUGCUACAAGCCUACGACUUCUGCCACCUGUUCCGCCACCACGGCUGCCGCGUGCAGCUGGGUGGCGCCGACCAGCUGGGGAACAUGGUGUCGGGGUACGAGUUCGUCCGCAGGGUGACGGGAGAAGACGUGUUUGGAAUCACAGUCCCACUGGUCACAAGCACUGCCGGCGCCAAGCUGGGAAAGUCAGUGGGCAAUGCAGUGUGGCUGAACAGAGAGAGAACUUCUCCUUUUGAACUCUAUCAGUUCUUUGUCAGACAGCAAGAUGAUUGUGUGGAAAGGUACCUGAAGCUCUUCACUUUCCUGCCUCUUCCAGAGAUCGAUCACAUCAUGCAGCUGCAUGCCAAAGAACCAGAAAAGCGAGGUGCUCAGAAACGACUGGCCGCAGAAGUGACAAAGCUGGUGCAUGGACAGGAAGGGCUGGAUUCUGCUAAGAGGUGCACGCAUGUCCUUUAUCAUAGCAGCAUCGACGCGCUGGAGGUCAUGUCGGAUGAAGAGCUAAAGGAGUUGUUUAAGGAAGCUUCCUUCUCUGAGUUAGUUCUCGACCCUGGAACAAGUGUCCUGGACACGUGUCGCAAAGCGAAGGCCAUUCCAGAUGGGCCCCGGGGGUAUCGGAUGAUAACAGAAGGUGGAGUCAGUAUCAAUCACAGACCAGUAACAAAUCCGGAGUGUAUUUUAGUUGUUGGACAACAUAUUCUCAAAAAUGGACUUUCUUUACUUAAAAUAGGAAAAAGAAAUUUCUACAUUAUAAAGUGGCUUCAGUUAUGAAAAAUUCUUCUUUGGUUGUUCAGACAUAGCCAUCAAUCCUUUUUUUCGGUGUGCCCAUCCUGGGGCUUGCUUGAACUAAGGGCCUGGGAGCUGUCCCUAAGCUUUUUUGUUGAAGUCUCAUGCCUUAGCACUUGGGCUACAGAUGUACUUCCCACUUCUUGGUGGUUAAUUGGAGAUAAAAGUCUCAUGGGUUUUCCUGCCUGGCCUGUCUUCAAAUCAUAAUCCUCAGAUCUCAGCCUCUGGAGUAGCAUUUGCCUUUUUUUUUUUUCUUUUCUUUUUUUUGGUGCUGAUCCUGCCACUUGGAUUCAGUUCCUUUGCACUGUCCCUCCCCAAGCUUUUGUGCUUACAACUAUCACUCUUCCACUUGAGCCACAACUCCAUUUCUGACUUUUUGGAAGUUCAUUACAGGGAAGAAUCUCAUGGACUUUGAACCGCAGUCCUCAGAUCUCAGCCUCCUACAGGUGUAUGAGCCAUCUGCACCCGACCUGGCUUCAUUCUUAUUAUAUGGGCAGUUUGCUUUAG